Hypanus sabinus (Atlantic stingray) is the source of this 4463-nucleotide messenger RNA. RefSeq names its product centrosomal protein of 164 kDa-like. Gene Ontology annotation, molecular function: protein binding. The transcript has 29 exons. The coding region runs from base 192 to 4166 and encodes 1324 amino acids. NCBI's taxonomy places the organism in Eukaryota, Metazoa, Chordata, Chondrichthyes, Myliobatiformes, Dasyatidae. The record is from RefSeq and is a predicted model, not a curated record.
UUUGAACUGCAGCACCGGAAACAGGUUUUUUUUAAAAUUUUUGUUGUACGUUUCUCCGCUGUUCUGUUAAGAAGACAGCCUGUGGUCACCGCUUACAGGGGAUGUGGUGCCCAUCAACAGUGCGUAGCCACGACUGACCAGCCCUCGCUGAAAUGUGCCUCAGGAAAGCACCAUUGCACUUAUAGACAGAAAUGACAGCAACUGUACUACGGAUAGGGGAUCAAUUAAUCCUCGAAGAGGAUUAUGAUGAAAACUACAUCCCCAGUGAACAAGAAAUCCAAGAAUAUGCCCGGGAGAUAGGAAUUGACCCUGACAAUGAACCGGAAUUAAUGUGGUUAGCCAGGGAGGGCAUUGUGGCACCUUUACCCCAGGAGUGGAAACCUUGUCAAGAUGUCACGGGUGAUGUCUAUUACUUUAAUUUUGUAUCGGGCCAAUCUACCUGGGACCAUCCAUGCGAUGAGCAAUACAGAAAGCUGGUUUCUAUGGAACGUGAAAAGCAGCACGCUCUAGGUGGAAGCAAAAAGAAAGAAAAGAGAAAGAAGAAAGAGAAAAAAGGGAAAAAAGAGAAAGAUGCACUUAAAUCUGCAGCAUUGAAUUUGCCAUCAAAUCUUGUAAUGGCACCUCAAGGAAACCUUGCUCCCCUUCGUGGCCUUGGCGAGCUCUCAGCAAAUACGCCCUUUGGUUUAUUGGACAAUGCACCUGUAGCUACUGGGGGACUACUGAAGAGUUCUCCUGCAUUUGGGGUCCCUAAAGCCAGUGGCCUUACGGAAACUCUUCUGGGAGCCAAGCUUGAAGAGAAGAUAUCCCUGAACCUAGCUGACCUCAGUGAAACUGAUGAAGACCUGAGCAGAGAUAAGAGUCCCUCCGAUACUGCUCAGCUCAUGAAAAACUUCCAUUUAGAUGUGGAAUCGCUUGGCAUUGGUUUUGAAUAUGAGGAAAGUGCAGAGAUCGAUGUGGAUGCAGAUCAGGAUCAUGUUGAUGAAGGGACCGAACCUGAACUUCAAAACCUCCCAGCAUCUGAUGAAGAAGCAGAAAGUCAGAAAGAGAUGCUGUUCGAACAAAGCCAAGUAAGAAGUGAACCCAGAAAUGUGCUUGAUUCAGACAGUCGUGAUGUUCAGCCUCCAACCCCCGAUAAGUUAACUUCUGACAAAGAGGCUGAUGAUAUCGACAUCGAUUCCAAUGAUGAAAUGCUAGAAGUCAGAGGUAAAAGUGAGAGUGAUGCAGGAGGUGGUAUUCUGAUGAGACCUGUCCAGCCAGGACAACUGGGACAUGCAGUGGUGAUUGAUGAAGCUGAAAGUGAAGAAAUUGGACCAGGAGCUAGUCAAUGCUACUCUGUUGAUGGAAUAUCAAAACUGUCCCAGGCUGGAGAUGUAGAUUUGAAGUCUGAGCACAGAAACGAGAGAGACCCUAAACUGAAUUCUGCUGCUGAACAGCCAGUUUUGGAAGAAGAUGUCGAUAAAUACAAUGGACCAAGUGAAAAGAAGACUGUGAUGCCUUCCAAGAACCCUGAUGAGUUGUGUAAUCCACUUCAAAAGGAGGAGCAAGAGACCAAGGAACAAAAUCUUGAAGAACAAAGGAAAAGAGCAGAGCCUUCUGAAAGAAUCAUUUAUCAGGAGCAAGAGAAAGACAAGGAACUACUGCAGGCACAGAAAUCAAAGGAGGAGUCUGACAAGUUGAACCAGGAGCUAGAAGAGGAAAAGAAUCAGAUACUCAAAGAAAGGGAGGAGCAGCUUCGUAAACUCAGGCAACAGGAGGAAGUGGAAGCCCAGCAAAUUUAUCGAGAUAAAGAAGAAAAGCUCAGGUUACUAAAAGAAAAACUCAGGAUUGAGUGGGAGGAAGAGGAGGCACGACUAAAAGAGGAGCAGGGCAGUAUAUUGCUCAAACUCCAAGACCAGGUUAAAAUGGAAAUGGAGACAACAGAGAAAGAAAUUGGGGCUGAGAAGGAAGCCAGGCUCGUACAGCUCAAAGCAGAACUAAAAUCAUUUUUAGCAACUGAGCAACAAAACUUAAAGGCUGAAAAGUGUGCAAUUGUGGAGCAGAUAAGGAAAGAGAUGGACAAAACCUUAGAGGAAGAGAAGAUUCAGCUGGAAGAGAAAAAAGAAGAGGCUCUGAGUGAGCUAAGGGAAAAGCUACAAAAAGAAACAGAAGAGGAACUGGAGCUACUCAAGAACAAACACUCAACUGACCUUCAGGAGCUGACAAAGACAGCUGACGAAAAGCAUCAAAAAGCACUUUCUAGUCUCCAGAAACAGAUCAGUGAUGCCCACAAUCAAGAUUUCCAUAAAGCACAGAGAAAAAUACAACAGAUUGCAGACUAUGAGCAAAAGCUGAGUAAUUUGUUGAAAGAAAAACGUGAUGAAGUGGAGAAAGAGCAUGAGAGGAAACUGGAGCAGCUUAAAGAAGAACACCAACAAACUAUGGACAGAAUUAGAGAGGAAUAUGAAGAAAAGGAGCGACAGCAGAGAAGUAAACUGCUAAAGCAGCUGCAGGACGAGCACGAGCGUCUAACCAAGUUUCAUGAGCGGGAGAUUUCAGUUCUUGGUCAGGAGCUGGAGCGUCAACUCAGUGAGUUGCAAAAAUCAUAUGAGAAAAAAGAAUUGAAAAUUAAGAAGUCUGAAGAGCAGCUGGAGAUGAGAAGCAGAGAACUGAAUGCCAAGUGCAAUUUGCUGCAAAACCAGGAAAUGUCAUUGAAACUGAAGAGGCAACAAUUCCGUGCAGAGGAGGAACAGCUGCAGAGGGACCAGGCUGAAAUAGUUCUUUCUCAACCAAGCAAACAAGAAAUAGAACAAGCAAAAUACGAACAUUCCUCAUUGCAAGAGUCAAUCCGUCUGUCCCACCAGCAAUUGUAUAAUCUACAGGGCCAGCAAGUGGAACUCAAAGAGGAAGUUGAUGCGCUCAGAAAUGAACGUCAGCAUCUCCAAAAUAGAAUCAGUGAAUUGAAGGCAUCAAUCAAAAUGAAACAAAAUACCAUGAAUGAAGAACUUGUAAUCAACAGAGACUCUGGUGGCAGUGAGGGGGAUGAACUUCAGAUUGCGGAUUUGAGUUCACACAGAAAAGAUUGUCCAAAUUACAGCACCUCCUCCAUUCUCAUAGCUGAGGACAAACAAGUCAACAUGGAUGAUGUGCGAUACUAUAUCUCUGCUGAAGGCCAGUCUAUCAAUAAAGCCAAGGAGUUUCUCGUGAAACAAACCCACUCACUUCGGAAGCAACAGACUGCACUCAAGUCAGCUAAGCAGCAGUGGAGGCAUGACAUGAGAAAAGCACAAGAGCAGGUGCAAGACCCAGAGAGCUCUCAAAUUCUGCAGGAUGUCUGGAAAAACCUGGAUCAGGAAGCUCGGCACCUGGAUGAGAUGAAAUUAACAAUGGAGAAGGGGCAAGCAUUACUACAAAAGAAGAAAGAAAAGCUAAAUCAGCUGGAGUCAUCUUUUGCUGGAGGGCUUUCAGAUGAAGACUCGCCAAAAGUCACAGAGGGCAAAAAGGCUGUUACUUUUGAUCUUACAGACUCGGAUGACAUCUGCAGCACUGUCAGCAUUGAUCUUCCUCAGCAGAAAACGUUGAUGACGGAGCAUGCCAACAUGCAGCAUCUCAGCGAUUCCAUUCAGAAAAUCUCUCAGGACCUUAACAGUGUUCUUUCUGUCCUUGGAUCAAUGGGAGCACAGCAGUCCCCAGUUUUCUCCACAGCCCAAGAUUUUAGCAUCCCCGGUCCUGGCUGCAGUAAAGCUUUAUCUGUGUAUGCCCCCCAGACUGGUGGGUCUCCUAACAACAUUACCCUGUCUUCACAAUGGACCUGGAACAGAAAAACAAAUCCCACAUUCCAUCAUCCCACAGCUCAAUCUCUGGACGAUAUGUUAAGUGAGAAAUGGCGCAAAUACUUUCCAGGAGAAAGGCAAUCCCCUGUUGGAAAAUCAUCAUCUUCUGAGAGCCGGUUAGGAUACAUUUCAGCAAGUAACCAGAUGAAGAUGUUCAAUCAGUCCCACUCAAAGAUGGUACCAAAGAAGAGCAUCUCUUUUAAAGAAGUGAUUGAAGCUAAUAAAAGGUGGUUGGAAAAUUACAGAAAAAACCCAAAAAUCUCACUCACUGAAGCAAUGAAAAACUCUGAAUUGAUGGAAGGCCUAAUCCAACUUGAACUGGAUGAAAAGAAUCAAAUCAUAGUCCACCAAUUUUGAAAAGUUGAGAUUAUUGUUAUUUAGACGCGUGUAGUGAACAAAUAUGUCUUCUAUAAACCAGCCCCAUGCUUCUAAAAAGUGCUAUUUCACAAAAUAUAAUGGUAAUUAAUUUGAAACUGUUAUAGUUAGCAAUAAAAUAUUUUCUAACUAAUAUUUUUUUAAGUAACCUGAGUGAUUAUUUUUUAGCAUGUUAUAUGUAUAAUACCAAAAACGCUGGUGUCUCACCAUGCUUUCUGCCAAAGGUAUACCUAAUUAAAGUGUGCAUCAAAUGCUUUAUUUAUUUUCAAAUUCAAUGGU